Molecule: messenger RNA, 1076 nt
Organism: Marchantia polymorpha subsp. ruderalis
Lineage: Eukaryota; Viridiplantae; Streptophyta; Marchantiopsida; Marchantiales; Marchantiaceae
Source: the annotation of a GenBank genome assembly
CGCAACACUAGUUUUCGUAUGUCCAUAGAUAACCCUCUUGCUACUUUGGAUGCUGUACUCUCGAGUGUUGUGUUAACUAUGUACUUUUUGAGUUCUUAUUAUGGAGGAAAUUGUCAAGAGACUUAUCUACUCAGAGCACGUACUGAGCUUUGAUUUGGUCGGCGGGAACGAACGGAGGGUCAGCGGGGAGAUAGUGGCAGCAAUGGCCUUUUCCUUGUCAUCGGCUCUUUUUUUUGUUGUUGUAAAAAGACGACGAGGCGAAAUCACGGUUGUGACUAUGUCGGACUAUCAGAGAGGGUCGAAAAUUUGUUUUGAUUCAUGGUCGAUCUAGAUGGGCAAUCACGGUAAAAAGAGCGUCCUACUGUUGCUAAAUUGUUAUCUGCUAUACUGCAGACUUGGCGCUCUGGGUUGGUAACCUGUGCGUUGUUUACCCUUUUUUUCCAGAUUGAUGUGCUUUUCAAAUGAAGGUGACUUAUCCAAAAUUGAAGUCGUUAGGCAGUCAUGUACAUGUACAAUUUCUCAUUAUGAUUCUCCUUCUUGGACUAGCGGGUUCCAGUCCACUGCCCGGCCUCAUCCUUGUAUACUUCAUCGAGCCUGUAAUCUGGACUUGUGCUUGUAAUUGUGAAUUUAGUGCUACGAAAGCUAUGGAUGUGUCUUGUGGGUUUUACACUCGGUAAACUCCUUUCCUGCUUCAUUUGCUCAUAUGAAGGUUUGUAAGGUUUUGUCAACGGCCAGCUAAAAUCCGGGGAUGUAGCUCAGAUGGUACAGCGGUCGCUUAGCAUGCGGGAGGUGCGUUAUCUCCUGUUGAUGUUAUCGCUGUAAGCUAACUUUAGCUGGAGCGUUCAAGCUGUCUGGCAACCGUUAAGCAACGGUUGCUCCAAUCAGACUGAGUGCAUCAUUUUCAGAAUAUCAUAAACUGUGGGUUCAUCUUAAAACCCUGAAGAUCGUACUGCUGACCAAAUAAUCGAGUGUUUAGCUCUUACAAAGCGUAUGUUUCACUAAGAAAAUUGUCCCUGCUGUUAUUAUCUUUUCGACAACACAUUAUAACAAUAUGUUAAAUAGCUUUUUAGUCAUGA